UUUAUAUAAACCAGUGACAAGCGCUGAAGAAGUCUCACAAUGAGCUAUCAGGUUUACAGAAAUACUUCAUUGGGAAACAGCUUACAAGAAAGUUUAGACGAAUUGAUUCAGACCCAGCAGAUCUCACCUCAUCUUGCCCUAAACGUUCUGCUCAAGUUUGAUCGUUCUAUAAACGAUGCGUUGUCAAAUAGACUACGGAAUAAAGUGAAUUUCAAGGGACGCCUGAACACCUACCGUUUCUGUGACAAUGUUUGGACGUUUGUACUCAACGAUGUGGACUUCAAAAAUGGUGAUUCGAUCGCCGUUGACAAAAUCAAGAUUGUUGCCGUAGACGGAAAGAAUUCCAAUCUGCCAGCGGAUUAACACUGUCCUUGAUUAACAUCAUCCGAUAACACCUAUAUUAAGAAAACACUUGAUAACUUUACUGGGUGGGGCAGUCGGAAAACCAGAGAUGGAUUUGGUGGAAGCUAGAGGGUAUGGCACAUGCAAGGGGAACAGAGAUUUGUAGAUGGACCGUUUUGCACUUGGGAGACCUACAUGUACCUGCCUUCACAGUUAUUUGUUUUGAUUUGGGGUUGAACAAAGAAAAAUUGACUUGGAGCGACUGCACUGUUAAUACAUCUAUUCCUCCGUUAAAAAAAAAAAAAUUGCUGAUUUUAUUUCAUUUUGGUUUUCUCAACACCCUACUCAAUUUGGCAAUUUUUUUUAAAGAUUUGGUUUGGUUUCAUAAAAGAAGUAAGGAAAAACAACAUUUAUCCAUAAGUUGUGUUUCCUUUUAUACUUAGGUGCACACAAUGUGAAUAUAGGAAAAUUUAAACUCAAGACAUGAGUCACAUGACCAAGGUCAAAUUUCAUAAAGCUGUUAAGCAGAAAAUUCUGCAUCGCAAUUUUCUCUGCUAAGCAAGAAAUGAGUGGGUACCAGUCACGGCAAUGGUAAUUGUAAUGUAUUUUGCCUGGUAACCUAUUUUUGCUGAGUAAGAGUUUUUGUGCUUAGCAAGUUUUUGUGCUCGCAUUUAUGAAAUUGGGCCCCGUUACUCAAGUCAGUUAUAUGUUGAGGUUGUUUGCUGUUGAUAUGGCUACAAUGGUCUGUAGAGUUGGGUGAUAAACCACUUCACGUCAGAAGAUGUGUUUUCCCGCCAUUUUUAGAACAAGUUCUGAUUUUCCUCAAUUUUUUAGCCAACAGCUGAACAGUUGUGUCCAUUGGGACUCUUUUCUGGCAUUCACCUACUGUACCUGUACAAAGCGGAACAACAGAGUCUGGAAUACAUGCCUUGUAAAAUCCCUUUCCGAGGAUUAUUCCUGAUUCUAGACCGUUGUCCUGCCUGUUGUUGUGCCAAUGUGGUAGCAGUUGUGUGUCAUUAUAUAAUAUUCCACGCAAUGGGCGAGUGCCUACUUAAUGUUCUUCCCUUGAAAAUUCUCUUUCUCAUAAUCUCAACAAAUUUCUGAAAUAUAGUACCACUGCAUGGUUUGGCGUAGACAUAUUUUAAGAAUUCUGGCGUGAAGUGGUUAAGCAUGCUAUUAAGUGAAUACAACAGAGGUAUUUAUUGAUUUUGUAAACAGAAUUCAAAGACAUUAACUUUUAAAAAGGCAUUUUAUUAUCAUGAAUAUUUAAAAGAGUAGUUUGUAACAAUAGUUUUAUUUUAGACUCUGAAUAAAGUAGUCUUCAGCUCAAAAAUUCUGA
Asterias rubens (European starfish) is the source of this 1681-nucleotide messenger RNA. RefSeq names its product transcription initiation factor IIA subunit 2-like. Gene Ontology annotation, cellular component: transcription factor TFIIA complex. The record is from RefSeq and is a predicted model, not a curated record. Gene Ontology annotation, molecular function: TBP-class protein binding; RNA polymerase II general transcription initiation factor activity. NCBI's taxonomy places the organism in Eukaryota, Metazoa, Echinodermata, Asteroidea, Forcipulatida, Asteriidae. Gene Ontology annotation, biological process: transcription initiation at RNA polymerase II promoter; RNA polymerase II preinitiation complex assembly. Bases 40 to 363 code for a protein of 107 amino acids. The transcript has 3 exons.